Molecule: messenger RNA, 820 nt
Organism: Cuscuta epithymum
Lineage: Eukaryota; Viridiplantae; Streptophyta; Magnoliopsida; Solanales; Convolvulaceae
Source: the annotation of a GenBank genome assembly
AAAGAGGGAAAAAGUGAGGAAAAGCUUGGAUAAUUAAGGAACUUGUAUAAGGUGAUUCAAGAGCUUUCAAGAAGUUGAAAGAGUCAUCGGAGCUAUCGCCGGAGUUCAUCAAAGUUCGUCGGAGUUUCGCCGGAGUUCAACCGAGAAGGGUAGAACUUCAUAGUGCUAAGUCGAGGUUGAAGCUCAAGCUUGCUAUUCUCUGCCCAACCUACUCCUCAAUCUGUCAAUUGUCACUCACACCUGAAAAUUUCUCUAUGUAUAGAAGGAUACCUAAACUUGCACAAAGACGUUUUCAAGUUGACCUAAGUGACAUUAAGUGUUUCCCAAUGUUGAUCCCGAUUGUCCAUAAAAUUGGGAAACGUAUGUUGCUGACCAAGCAACACUGUCCUGAUAAAGAUGGCUUCUUGGAAGUGCUUGUUUCUCUUACGGUUGAAGAGAUUGUUUGGCGGCCGUAUGAAGGAAUCAUUUUGCCUGAUCCCUAUGAAGCAUAUAAGAUAUUGGGCCGUUCAAUCACUACUGCAAUAUGUGAUGAAUUUGCGGCUAAUCACAUGCCCUAUCAAUGGCCCAUGCAACACUUUGAGGGGGUCCAACACCAAGAGGUGUUUACCACUGAAGUAAGUCACAUCAUCCUCCCUAGUGUGCUAUCCCGAUCUAAGAAGAAGGCUAACAAUGAUCAAAAGGCUGAAUGGUCUUCUAGUUGGGACAAACAGGGGAAUCAGAUUUUACAGUCACCAAAUGGUACCCCUAAAGCCCCGCUUCUCUCUUGGGACAAUCUUAAUGUUUCGAGAACAGCCAAGCCUUCCCCUUCUUCAAGAAGCGG